UUCUGCAAGGACUCAGACAGAAGCAACAGAGGACUUGAGGGAAGCCAGCCGGGGAGGGGCCCUUUGUCAGGAAGGAAUAUUAAUACUAUCUUCACUGCCGGCUCUGGAAUAAAUAACGCUGUUUUGUUUUUCGUGCAACAGCACAGCCCGGGUCGGCUAGGACCGGGACUUCCAGUUGUUUUUUUUAUCGGGAAAACAAAGGGGGUGGAUGUUUUUUGUGGCUCCCUGUACUGUUUUUCUUUCCUCCCGCGGCCGCACUGAUUUCCACUGACCAGUUGUCUUUGAGAACCGGGUCCGGUGCCUGUCCCCUCCUCCUCCCCUCUCCUGUCUUUCUCCCCCGUUCACUCCUACUUUACCCUCCUUCCGUUUGCCUUGUAUCCGAUCCCGCAACGCUGCGAAGUCGCAAAGAUGCCCAGCUCGCUCUUCGCCGACAGCAGCGUCCAGGGAGAUGCACUGGACGACCAGCGAGCCCUGCAGAUCGCCCUGGACCAGCUCUCCUUGCUCGGCUUGGACAACGACGAAAACUCCCUGUACGACAACCAGGAGCCCCGGAAAAAGAGCGUCAACAUGACCGAAUGCGUACCGGUUCCCAGCUCCGAGCAUGUGGCUGAGAUUGUGGGCAGACAGGGUUGCAAGAUCAAAGCGCUGCGAGCGAAGACCAACACCUACAUCAAGACGCCGGUUCGAGGCGAGGAGCCGGUGUUUGUGGUGACGGGCCGGAGGGAGGACGUGGCCAUGGCCAGGAGGGAGAUCAUCUCUGCCGCCGAGCACUUCUCUAUGAUCCGGGCCUCCAGGAACAAAAACACCAGCCUGAAUGGGAGCGGCACCCCGGUCCCUGGACCCCCGAACCUGCCAGGACAGACCACCAUCCAGGUGCGGGUGCCAUACCGCGUGGUGGGGCUGGUUGUAGGCCCCAAGGGCGCCACCAUCAAGCGCAUCCAGCAGCAGACUCACACUUACAUUGUGACGCCCAGCCGAGACAAGGAGCCGGUGUUUGAGGUGACAGGGAUGCCGGAGAACGUGGACCGGGCGCGCGAAGAGAUCGAGGCCCACAUUGCCAUGAGGACGGGGGGCCUCAUCGAGCUUCAGGACGAGAACGACUUCCAUGCCAACGGGACGGACGUGGGUUUAGAUCUGCACGGCCACGCCAUCCUGUGGUCCAAGCCCAGCGCCGGGGUGACCCCCAGCUCGGCGCGCAAGCCCUUCUCCAACUACCGCAACGACUCAUCCUCGUCCCUGGGCAGCGCCUCCACAGACUCCUACUUUGGCAACAACGGCUCGCGCAUGGCCGAUUACAGCCCCCCCAGCCCGGCGCUAAGCUACACCGCCUCCAACAACAACAACAACGGCAACAACAAUAACAACAACAUCAACGGCAACGGCUUUGUGUACGGGAGCGAGACCAUCUCGCCCGACUGCACUGAUCUGACUUUUGACUCCUCGCCGGGGUUUGACCCCACAGUGCCACCGCCACCGCCAGGCCUCCUGUGGUCCCAGUACGACAGUCGCAUGACCCCCUCCUCUACCGGAGGCAGCUCCCCCACCCCCAGCUCCACCUCAGCCAUAUUCCCCACCAACGCCAACGGGAUAGCGGCGAGUCAGAGGCGGGCUAACGGUUGCACCCCACAGCCCAGGCUGUCCCCCACGCUCCACGGCCACAGCGCCGGUCACGGCGAGCACCCGUUGACCCGGAGGGUGUGCAGCGACCCGGGCGGAGGCCCGCUCAGUUUCCCCGGAUACUCCUCCCUACCGGGGCCCCACCUCCCUGGGGUUCCAUGCGACUCCUCGGCCUCGUCGUCGUCCUCCUCCUCCUCCACCUCCUCCGGCACCAGCCGCAAGGGCAGCCGCGACUGCUCGGUGUGCUUCGAGAGCGAGGUAAUCGCUGCACUGGUCCCCUGCGGGCACAACCUCUUCUGCAUGGAGUGUGCCAACCGCAUCUGUGAGAGGAGCGAACCCAAAUGCCCCGUCUGCCACGCCGGCGUCACUCAGGCUAUACGUAUAUUUUCAUAAGAAGCGUGACUCUUUUGACUACGUCUCGUCACCGGCGAGACUCCUCGUACUGCUUUAAUGGGAUCAGCCAAUCGUCCGUUUUUGGGAAAAGUGUACAUAGGUAUAUAUGCAUAUGUAUGUCAGAGGCUGCAGUAUCCAGAAGAAGGGACAGACACACCCCCCUUUUUGUAGUUGUUAAUAAUAUACUGUAGCGUGGGGAAAUAUUUUCAACAUCUUAAGUGCAUGUUUUAAAUAUUACAGCAUAGUAAUCAGUAGUUCUAGUACAUUGUAACCUAUAUUUAUGAAGUGGAGGGACACAGUUGGGUCAGGACGGAGGUACUUGAGUCAAACCGUUGACUGUUAGCCGGCGGAGCCCUCCCAGUUUUGCAGAUUGAAUGUAGUGAGGGGGGGGCAUGACUGGGGAACACGGAGGGCUCCAGCCCUGACAGGAUGGCGGACUUCCAGAGAUACUGCAGCUUGAGGUCAGACACCGUGUGACGGGGAACAUAUCCUACAUGUAUAGAAUCAAUUUCCACACGUUGGACUGUUUUAAAUGACAUUAAUACAGAUCGAAGUAUUUUAUUCUUUUUUGACUUGAAAGAUUAUAUUUCUUAUCGCCAAGAUGUUUACAGAUAUUUUAAUUUAAGUUCAGUGAACUUUUUGUAGCUGGGUUGAAAUCUUGUUUAUUUUUUAAGUAUGGCCUUAUGGCAUUGAUCACUGUAUUAUUUUAAUAUCACACGACUGUGGGGUGGGAAAUCCGAGUCCACAAAAUUGUGUAUUGCAUUUGACAGUAUUCUGUUGGGAUGGAGUUUUUUUUAUAGGUUCAGCAAAAAAACAAAACAAGAACGUCUUUUAAAAUCUGCUUCACCCAGCAUAUUUUUUAUUCAGUAAUAUAAAGCAUAUUUUAUUCUAUAUUAUUAUGAAACAUUGAAAUGUACAAAACUUAGUAAGUUCAACACAAAAAAAACGUUUAUGCUUUCUAAAAAUUUGUAUGAAUUAGAUUCCAGUGGGAAUUACAGGCUUCUGUUGCACCACUAUAGUUUUAGUAUUUCUAUUUUAAUACAUUUGUUUACCACUUGUUUAUGUAUAUGUAGGUGAAGUUACUUGAGCGUAAAUGUACUUUAUUGAGCAAAGUUUAAGAACAAAGUAUAUUUUAUUUUAUGAUAAAGGGCCUUUAACCUCAUGGUCAAAUACUAAUAUUAUAUUUGCUGAGACAAGAUUUGAAAAAUGUAUUAAGAGUUUUAUUUUUCUGACAUUUGAAGUUAUACAUGAGAAAAAGUAAGUAAUGGUGCUACUUCAUGUUUUUUUUAAGUAUUUCUAUAUAAGUCCAAUAAAAACUGGUACAUUGAAUAGG
Molecule: messenger RNA, 3343 nt
Organism: Etheostoma spectabile (orangethroat darter)
Lineage: Eukaryota; Metazoa; Chordata; Actinopteri; Perciformes; Percidae
Gene: mex3b
Product: mex-3 RNA binding family member B
Exons: 2
Coding region: 409-2010 (533 amino acids)
Molecular function (GO): RNA binding
Source: RefSeq, a predicted model, not a curated record